Molecule: messenger RNA, 4316 nt
Organism: Paralichthys olivaceus (Japanese flounder)
Lineage: Eukaryota; Metazoa; Chordata; Actinopteri; Pleuronectiformes; Paralichthyidae
Product: forkhead box protein J3-like
Biological process (GO): regulation of transcription by RNA polymerase II
Cellular component (GO): nucleus
Molecular function (GO): DNA-binding transcription factor activity, RNA polymerase II-specific; RNA polymerase II cis-regulatory region sequence-specific DNA binding
Source: RefSeq, a predicted model, not a curated record
UUCAUCUUCAACGUGCUCCGGCUGGCGUUGGAAGUAGUUCCGGUGGCUCAGCAGCGGAGCGGAGCGCUCAGAGCCGGAGCUUCGUGCUGGUGAUGAGCUCAGUCAACGCGAGCAGCGGCUCGAGUCCGCCCGUCAUGACAGUCGAGUGACCGGGGCAGCGGUCAGUGUGACGCCCGCACAGCUCCGCUCCGUGCCCGCUGCUCGACCCACAGCGUCCGGACACCCGCUCCAGCUUUUUUUUUUUUUGUCUUCGAGGGGGGAAUUUUUUUUCUUCCGUGCAGGACAAGGCGUCUGGAGCUUUUCUGGAGCAGCGUGCCGACACAAACCCAAGAAUUGAGCCGGUUCGUGUUCACCUACGACGCAGCGGCCAUUGCGGUGGCUCAAUGAAGAACUUGUGAACAUGCACGAGGCAAAGACUCUACCUUUCACUUCUGUGACUUGCCCAGAUGCUUUGGCCCAAAGAAAGAUGGAAAGGAAUGGGAAAAACUUGAGCCAAGGCUGCUGCACAGCACCCAUUCAGUGAGCCAAAAGUAGAUCCUGCACACGCCACGUUGCUGAGCCUUUCACCCGUCGUCCUUUUGACCUCCCCACCCCCACGACCUACAAACACCAUGACCUCUGAGCUGGAGAGCAGCCUGACCUCAAUGGACUGGCUACCCCAGCUGAGCAUGAGGGCAGCCAUCCAGAAGGCGGACACAGGUCACCACCACAGCCACCAUCACGGACACCACCACCACCACGGUCACCAUCACGGGCAAGGGCCUGGCAAAAAAAUCGUUCAUCUGGACCCAGGGACGACGCUGGACCAGGAGGAAGCUGCACAGCACAGAGACGGCAAACCGCCCUACAGCUACGCCAGUCUCAUCACGUUUGCCAUCAAUGGCUCGCCGCGCAAACGGAUGACCCUCAGUGAGAUCUAUCAAUGGAUCUGUGACAACUUCCCCUACUACCGAGAGGCGGGCAGCGGCUGGAAGAAUUCUAUACGACACAACCUGUCCUUGAACAAGUGUUUUCUCAAAGUGCCUCGCUCCAAAGACGACCCUGGAAAAGGUUCCUACUGGGCCAUAGAUACCAACCCUAAAGAAGACACAGUUCCCAGCAGGCCAAAGAAAAGACCACGAUCUGGGGAAAGGGCAUCUACUCCUUACAGCCUGGAGUCGGAGUCUCUGAGGAUGGACUGCAUCAUGUCAGGAGGGGCGUCUCCCACUCUGGCCAUCAAUGCUGUAACUAACAAGGUAGCACUGUACAACCCUGAGGCAGAAGACAGCGAGAGCCCUGGGAGUCUGGGUGGCAGCCUGAGCAACAGUCUCUCAGAGCAGAGUUUGGCGUCCGUCAACCUUAACAACCUGAACACAGCCGUCAGCAGCGGCGGCAGCAGCGUACACAGCUACACACCAGUGAGUUCCCACUCGGAGCCUUCAUCCCAGUCUCUGAGCCUCCAGCCGCCCACCCAGCCACCGCCACCUCCCCCUCCUCCCCCACAGCCCCAGUACGGCCUGCCCGUCCCAGAGACGCGAGACAAGCCGCUCUGCUUCUCGGACUUCGAGGACCUCAGCGCUUCGUUCCGCAGUCUUUACAAGUGCGUCUUCGAGCAGUCCUUCUCACAGCAAGGUUUGAUGGGAAUGCCCGGGGACUCCAGCCAGCAGGCCCGGACCGCCUGCUCUUACCAGCACUCCCCCGGCGCGGGAAGCAGCGGUGGUCACCACCACCAAAACAACCACGGCCAAGCGUUGCACCACCCCCACCACCCUCACCACCCUCAGCAGCACCUCUCCCCUCACUCCACCCACGGCCAGCACCAGGCACACAGUCCACACGGGCAGCACCAACAGCACCCUGCACAUUCCCUGCAGCACCCAUCUCUCUCCCACCAGAGCCACACUGGACAGACCUGCCCCACAACAGACUGGUAUCCCAACCUGGACUGGCUGAAGGAGAGCUGCCGAAUUGCAACCAGCUACAACUGGGCUGACGUUGACCUCUCCCCGUUUCAAGGUCUGAAGGAGAGCAUGCGGCAGGCCGAGCUCAACAACUGGUCGCUGGACGCCGCCCAGAUGGCCGAUCUGUGCUCCUCCAUCAACCAGUUCUUCACGGCCACGGGGGUUAUCCCCCCUCAGGGCGCCACCCACCCACAAGCUCAGGUCCAACACCCGACAACAGCAGGGGCGCCGCAGCACCCGGCUCAGCCGCACGGGGCCAUGCACCCAAAGGCCAGUCAGCACAAUCAGCACGGGCAACACAACCAACAUAGCCAACACAUCAGCACAGGGAACAUGUACAUGGACUCGAGACAGAACAUUUCCUCUCUGAUGGGCCCUCCACCAGGAUACCCCCACAUGCCUCCUAUGAGCAACACGGCCCCGACCAUGACAGGUCAUCACAGCCAGCUGAGCCAGCAGCAGCAACAUGCGCUGCCUCCAGGACACUUUCAGGUGAGACGCAUGCUCGCCGCAGACGACAUCCAGGACGACUUUGACUGGGACUCCAUUGUUUAAAUGGAGAUCGUAAUUUGAACACAGACAAUGAAGGUAGAGAGACAUGAAGACGUCAUGGGAUGACAGGUAAGGUAAGGAACCGACGAAUCUGCUCCUUACAUCAGUGUAACAAAAUAGAAGACAAUCCACCAGAAAUCAAACGGAAAGAUUUAUUUCCCUCUAAUCUUGCUGGCUUUUUUUUCUGGUUCAACUGGUUGAUGACUCUAAAGACAAUCAAUUAAAACAAAUGAGACUUAAAGACGGGAUUGGACCGAACCAAGACGUAAAGGACACAUCAUUCAGAGCAGAAGGACAGCGGAGGCUCUCUGAACCGUCUCAUAUUGUGUGUGUGUCCCAGCGCCAACAGGGUUACAAGUCGCCAAAGUGUUGUCGAAUCGUCUGUGAAUUAUUUGCCCUUCGUUUUCUUACAUCUUUUUGCAUUUCCCGCUGCAACUUCUGUCCCGUGUCGGUAAAAUCCCAGCACCUGUGGCUAAACUGAAAGAAAAAAAAAAACUUUCAUACACACACUGCACUGGUUUUAUGUAUUACAUCCUUUUUCUCUUUGUAUCAUUUCUUUGUUCACUAAUACUGAACGUCUUCAGCUUCUGUCCAAGGAUUUUUUGAAAAAAGAAAAAAGCAGCAGAGCACCACCUCCUGGUCAAUCACAGCCACCAUUUUGCUUCCUCUGCCUCAAAAAUAAUUCUAUGCAUCCCAAUCUGUUUUUAGUUCUGUCACAAUGGACGUUUGGAAGCUUUCCUCACUUUAUUUCAUCAUUUUAAAUGUAAUUUUUGUUUGUGUGUGUGUGGAAGAGUCCAUGGUGCCAUGUUCUCAGGGUGUUGCAUCCGUUAACAUCAUCACAUCUCUGCCGUUAAUAUGUGAGGUUGACUGUCGUACUGUGCUCUCAGCGUUAAGGUCCUGUUGGCGAGCAGCAAGCGUCCUGGUGAGAAGUUUCAAAUUAUCAUAUUUCAGCUUAUAAGCUAAGCAGUGUGAAAUAAUAUGGCCACUGAUCGAAACAGAAAAGAGACUCGGACUUUACUGAGGUAUCAUUCAUAUUUGGGAAACAUGGAUAUCACUUAAGACCAGGCAGAGGAGACCGGCUUUGAUUUCACCACGCCUCAUCUCAGAGAAGAUGAGCAGUUUUUUUGUUGUUUUUUUGCACAACAUGAAGCUCGGCAGCAUCCAGCAAAAGAUGCAAAGCAAAAGAAAAACAUUUUAUUUCUUUGUUUCAAAAGACAUUCAGAAAAAUAAUAGAGCAGCAAAAAAGCAAAGCAAAAGUUUGAGAUAUUCAACUUUUUUUACUGUGAUGUUUACUUUUGUCUUUGUGUACAAGUGUGUAUCGUCCUCUCUGAUUUCCUUUAGCUCCAUACAGCUCAAAAAAUACGCAUAAAGAGACAAAUACUUUACUUGUGAAAUACGGGACCUUGGAGCGCUCUUUGCUUCGGAAGAUCUUAGUGAUUGUUCGAAUGGUCAAAAAUAAGGUCUCGCUAUAGUAAAAAAAAAAAAGGAAAAUACUCUUUAUUAUUGCCAUUAAAUGCUGUAUUACAGUGACCAGCAUAUAUAUCUUGUAUGUUUGUGUGUUGUUGUCCUUGUAAAUAACAGUAUGUUCCCCCUGUUUGCCCUUGAAAAACACAGACAGAUGAAAACAACGAAUGGAGAGAAAGUAUUUUGUUAUCCGUCCUUCAGGGGACAUAUUAUGUACAUACCGUCAGUAUAUUGUAAAUAAGUGGUAAAAAGAGAAAAAACAGAAACAACUUUGGCGUUUUGUGUGUCAUAAAUAAUCUGUGUAUGGCGGUUCAACCGUUAAAAUCUGUUUCAGUGUUUAUUAAAAUGUCAUUGACCAUU